Cryptomeria japonica (Japanese cedar) is the source of this 3138-nucleotide messenger RNA. Its product is annotated as pentatricopeptide repeat-containing protein At1g08070, chloroplastic. Gene Ontology annotation, cellular component: intracellular membrane-bounded organelle. NCBI's taxonomy places the organism in Eukaryota, Viridiplantae, Streptophyta, Pinopsida, Cupressales, Cupressaceae. Gene Ontology annotation, molecular function: zinc ion binding; protein binding; RNA binding. The record is from RefSeq and is a predicted model, not a curated record. Gene Ontology annotation, biological process: RNA modification. Bases 96 to 2648 code for a protein of 850 amino acids. The transcript has 3 exons.
UUAACAUUGUGAGAAAACUAUGUAAGAUAGAGUAUAUAUACCCAUGACCCAUUUGAUAACACUUGUCAGUGCCAGUGCCAUCACUUAAAAAAUGAAUGAUUACACACGUUCAUACCAUGUCAUCCUUAGUCAAUCUCAAAAUUAGAGCACUCUGCAAAGAGGGUUGCUUGAAGGAGGCUCUGCACAUUCUUCUUACCACUCAAAACCUUUCUGUAGAUUAUUCCACAUAUAUUCAUCUAUUGCAGGCCUGCAUUGCCAAGAAAGCCCUCCCAGAGGGCAAACAAAUCCACUCUCACAUCAAUGACGGGCCAUUUACAUUUGCAGCACCCACAUUUUUAUACAACACACUUAUCAACAUGUAUGAUAAGUGUGGGAGCGUUGUGGGUGCUCGCAAAACUUUCGAUGAUAUGACUGAACCGAACGUCUUCUCAUGGAAUAUGAUGAUUGCAGCUUACCAAAGGCAUGCGACUCCUCAAGAAGCAUUGAAAUUGUUUGAUAAAAUGCAACGAACCGCUGUACAGCCCGAUAACUUCACUUACUCCAGUAUUAUUCCUGUAUGUGCGAGUGUUGCAUCUCUAAAACAUGGUUUGCAGAUCCAUGGAAAGAUGAUUAGAUGUGGGUUUCAAUCUGAUGUUGUUGUGGUGAAUUCCCUGAUAGACAUGUAUGCUAAAUAUGGGAGUGUACACAAGGCACGCGAACUGUUUGACAAAAUGCGUAAUGCAAAUGUGGUUUCAUGGAAUGCCAUGAUUACAGGGUAUGCACAAAGUGGUGCUGUUGACCAGGCUUUGAGGUUUUUCGAAGAUAUGCCUCAACGAAACGUAGUCUCAUGGAAUGCAAUGAUUACAGGAUAUGCACAAAAUGGUUUUGUGGAAGAAGCCUUGCAAUUUUUUGAGCAAAUGCAACUGGCAGGCGUUAUGCCAGAUUCGGCAACUUUUACUAGUAUACUGCCAUCGUGUGCCAAAAUGGGAAAUUCAGAACAGGGAAUGCAUAUCCAUCGAGCUAUAACGGAAUGCAGUUUACUGUCGGAUGCUUCCGUAGUGACUGCCCUGAUAGACAUGCAUGCAAAAAGUGGAAGCAUACAGAAGGCACGUGAACUGUUUGACAAAAUGUCUCAGCGAGAUGUGGCCUCAUGGACUGCAAUCAUUUCUGGAUAUUCACAAAAUGGACUAGCAGAUGAAGCGCUGGAGCUUUUUAAGCUAAUGCAAUUGGAAGGUGUAAUGCCAGACUCGUCAACCUUUUCCAGCAUUCUCCCAGCUUGUGCCAAACUUGGAGCAUUAGAAGAGGGUAUAGCAAUCCAUCAAAAAAUUGUUGAAAGGGGUUUUUUAUCAAAUGUUAUAGUUGCGACGGCCCUGAUGGAUGUGUAUGCGAAAUGUGGAAGCAUAAAGAAGGCACAUGAAUUGUUUGAGAAAAUGCAUCAACGAGAUGUGGCCUCGUGGAAUGUGAUGAUAGUAGGAUAUGCACAAAAUGGACUUGCUGAUGAAGCAUUGGAGGUUUUUAAGCAUAUGCAAUUAUCAGGUGUAAAGCCAGACUCAUCAACCUUUACCAGCAUCCUCCCAGCUUGUGCCAAGCUUGGAGCAUUAGAGCAAGGUAUAGAAAUCCAUCAAAAGAUAGUUGAAAACGAUCUUUUGUCUGAUGUUCUCGAGACUGCCCUUAUAGGUAUGUAUGCAAAAUGUGGAAGCAUACAGAAUGCUCGAGAAUUGUUUGAUAAUAUGCAACAUCGAGGCUCAGUCUCAUGGAAUUCAAUGAUUGCGGGAUAUGCGAUGCAUGGAUAUAGCAAGCACGCGCUCGAAAUAUUUGAACAAAUGGUGGACUCUGGAACCAACCCUGAUCAUGUAAGCUUUGUUUGUGUUUUAUUUGCAUGCAGCCAUGCAGGUCUCGUCCAUGAUGGCUCUAGAUACUUCAAUGUCAUGAGUUACUCUUAUUGCAUCAUGCCUACAAUGGAUCAUUGUGUUUGCAUGGUUGACCUUCUUGGUCGUGCCGGUUAUCUUGAAGAAACCCUAAAUUUCAUCAUAAAAAUGCAAAUAAAACUUGACGCAGUUAUUUGGUUGUGUUUACUUGGAGCUUGUAGAUCACAUAAGAUUAUAUGCCUAGGAGAAUCUGUGGCAAGAGUCCUUUUGGAUUUGGAUUCUAAAAACGCUGCACCUUAUGUUCUUCUAUCAAACAUUUAUGCAGAAGCAGGUAGGUGGGGUGACGCCCAGACUGUAAGGAGAUUGAUGAAAGAUAGAGGAAUUAGAAAGAUGCCUGGAUGUAGUUGGAUUGAAAUACAUAAAACAGUUCAUGCUUUUCAAGCAGGAGAUAGAUCACACUCACAAACACAGGAAAUAUAUGCAAUGUUGAGGAAAUUGUCGUCAGAAUUAAAUGCAGCAGGGUAUAUUCCAGAUACAAGAUCUGUAUUGAAUGAUGUAGAGGAGGAGGAGAAGGAAUUACUUAUCUGCUACCAUAGUGAGAGGUUGGCAAUUGCGUUUGGUUUGUUAAACAUGGCUCCUGGAACAACUAUAAGAGUUGUGAAGAACCUUCGAGUAUGUGCCGACUGCCACACUGCAACCAAGUAUAUCUCUAAGAUUGUUGCUAGAGAAAUUAUUGUGAGAGAUGCAAACCGUUUCCAUCAUUUCAAACAUGGUCAAUGUUCUUGUGGAGAAUAUUGGUGAGGCUAAGAGAAGCAAGCUAUAAGCACACGCCUGCACUCCAACAAGGGAGCAUGAUGUUAGGUUUGUAGAGAAUGCCUGUACGACUAUGUACUGAAAAGAUGGAUAGGAGGAGGAAGAGGCAGAAGAAUGGGAAAUACUGAGGGAGAGGAACGCCUGGAGGAAAUGGAAAUCUGCUCAGCACAUUCUUAUUAAAGACAAAAGAUGAGGAUAUACAGAUUUUGUGUUCUUUGUGGUCAUGGAAUGUGAGCUCAUUCUGCGUCGUGACUACUAAAAAGAAGUUUAUUAAAUCUCUUACUGGAAUCCUCAGUAGGGAGGGACAAAAUAUAGCUCAAUUGUCUCUGGAUUUUUAAAGAUCCCACUUAUAAUUUAUGUGAAAUUGAUUCGCCACCUCGGCAUACAAUAUAAUUACCUUUUGUAAAGGACAAAUGAUGAAAACAUCUCAAAUAAUGGCUAUAUGCUUCUAACGAGGUUUCACAUGCCCGUUACUUUA